AAACUCAAUCGAAAGAAACGUUUUUCAUCUACUCCAGGUUAUAUUGACAAUAAAAAUGGAAAGUAGCGACAGUGAAUGUUGCACGCCGCCGGAAAUUCGAAAAGAAGCAGAGGAAAUGAGCAGCGAUUUAUUACCUAAGAAAUCGAAAAACACAUACGAAGACGCGUACAAAAAGUUCGUUCAGUGGAAAGAGUCAAACAACGCAAUCACAUCGGAAAAUUGUUUGAAGGUUUAUUUCAAGGAUUUAAUUAAAAAUUACAAACCAUCCACCAUUUGGUCAAUUUAUUCCAAAUUAAAAAGUACGAUUCAAAUUAACAAAAAAAUUUCAAUUCAUAAUUAUAAGGAAUUAUCUGCACUACUCAGUCAAAACUCUCGAGGCUACAAAUCGAAAAAAGCAAAAGUUUUCUCUACUGCUGAAAUCAACUUAUUUUUGGAAACUGCGCCAGAUGAAAUGUAUCUAGCAGCAAAGGUUGUUCUGAUUUUUGGUCUCAGUGGAUGUUGCCGGAAGCAAGAAAUUUAUUCAAUUAAAAUGGGUGACAUAAAAAAACAAGGAGAGCUUCUCGAAGUGAUCAUCCCUGAUACAAAGAACAAUGUUCCCAGGCGAUUUGUUGUUGAUCCUAAAUUUGUACCAGUCAUUGAGAAAUAUAUAGCCCUUCGUCCUUUAAACGUACCGAGAGAAAAUUUUUUCCUGCAGUAUCACAAUGGAAAAUGCAGUGUACAAGUGAUUGGAAUUAAUACUGUAGGAAAAAUUCCUAAAUUAAUUGCACAAUUUUUAAAGUUAGAGAAUGCAGGAGAAUAUACAGGGCAUUCGUUUAGGAGAACAUCUGCUACAAUUUAUGCAGAUACAGGAGUUUCUACAAUGGAUUUGCAGCGCCUUGGAGGGUGGAAAUCCGCAGGAGUGGCUCAAGGAUAUGUAGAAGAUUCCACAGAGUAUAAAAAACAGACUGCUAAGAGAAUUUCCAAUGCCAUAAUUGGUGGUCAAAAUGAUAAUAAUUCUGAGAAUACUGCUCCCUCGAAAAAACUUCGCAUUUCUAAUUCUGAAAACUUUAAUCUGGGAGUAAACAAUCCUUCGCCAGGAAAAAUUGUGAUUGAAAAUUGUACCAAUGUUACUAUUACUUAUAAUAAGUAACAUUUUUUGUUUACAGUAUUAAAGUUAAAUUUAAGUUUUAAAAAUUGUGAUGUGUAAUAUUAAGAUGAAGACUGAUUUGCCAAUUAAUAUUACCAAACGUUAAAGCUUUAAUUAAUAAUUAAAAAAUUAU
Molecule: messenger RNA, 1259 nt
Organism: Leptopilina heterotoma
Lineage: Eukaryota; Metazoa; Arthropoda; Insecta; Hymenoptera; Figitidae
Exons: 3
Coding region: 56-1129 (357 amino acids)
Biological process (GO): DNA recombination; DNA integration
Molecular function (GO): DNA binding
Source: RefSeq, a predicted model, not a curated record